AUGAUGAAGAUCUCAAAAGGCUAUCAAAGCUUUUGCAAUGUACUUGCUUUGGGAACUCCAUACAGGACAAAACAGAGCUUGGUAGAAUUAGAGCAAAGUUUAAAUGAAUUUGCUAAUGUAUUAGACGCAAAUGAAGUUUUACUCUUUGAAAAAGAUAUAUUUCUCGUCUUUUCUCAAUUAGCUGUUACUCUGAUCAAAAAUGCCCGUAAAUAUUUUGAAAAAUUAGAAAGAGUUGCACAAAUUCAAAGCGCUCUUACUAGAUAA
This is a messenger RNA of Pediculus humanus corporis (human body louse), 264 nucleotides long. RefSeq lists its product as uncharacterized. The transcript is spliced from 3 exons. The record is from RefSeq and is a predicted model, not a curated record. Bases 1 to 264 code for a protein of 87 amino acids. Lineage: Eukaryota; Metazoa; Arthropoda; Insecta; Psocodea; Pediculidae.